Messenger RNA from Mercurialis annua (annual mercury), 2435 nucleotides. RefSeq names its product K(+) efflux antiporter 4. Gene Ontology annotation, cellular component: membrane. Gene Ontology annotation, biological process: potassium ion transmembrane transport; proton transmembrane transport. Gene Ontology annotation, molecular function: potassium:proton antiporter activity. Lineage: Eukaryota; Viridiplantae; Streptophyta; Magnoliopsida; Malpighiales; Euphorbiaceae. The transcript has 20 exons. The coding region runs from base 235 to 1977 and encodes 580 amino acids. The record is from RefSeq and is a predicted model, not a curated record.
AAGCCGCAACACACGUGAUGCAAACCUGCCAUCAACACCACCGUCAGGGACCGUAUCGUACUUUUUCACAUUUACGAAAAUGAAUCCUACAUUUCUAAGCUAAGCUUUUCCCUCUCUCUCAGAGGAAUUAGAAACCGCUCCGGUGACGCCAAAUCUAAUAAACCGUCGCCGUUUUAAUUGAUUAGCUUCUCAUUCGCUACUACGACGCACUAUUCAUUUUUAUGCGUCUCUGCAAUGAGAUUAGGUUUAGCUCUGAUUUUGAUAUCUGCUCUGAUUCUUUCUCUUGCGGUUGCCGAGUCGGUUAAUGAGUCGGACUCGGCGGUGGUUGAUAUAAAUGCAACAGCAACUGAGUCGAAUAGAACGAUUGAUUCUUCUUCGGGAUCCAAGGAAGAUAGCUUUGCUGAUAUCAUUGAUCGUGCUCUAGAGAAGGAGUUUAAUGAGACUGAUCAGAAUGAAUCCCCUGAUCCUGGUAGCUUCAAUAACAGUGUAGCUGGAAACCAGGCGGUGUUGGAAACUGUUGCUAGAUUUACACAGAAGAAAAAUGAGACCAAGGAGGAGAAUAGGUCUUUUCAGUUUCAUAAUGUUUUCAAUUUGGAGAAUGAGAAUCGAGCAGAGGAUACACCCACGUUAAUUGAUAGCAAGGACAAUGUCUUUAUCAUAUCAAAUCCAAAAUCCAAAUACCCUUUGUUGGCACUAGAUUUAAGGUUGAUAUCAGAUCUGGUAGUUGUCAUUGUCUCUGCAACUUGUGGUGGCAUCGCUUUUGCUUGUGCUGGACAACCGGUUAUUACUGGAUAUCUGUUAGCAGGAUCAAUUAUUGGGCCUGGGGGCCUAAGCUGCGUCAGUGAAAUGGUGCAAGUUGAGACAGUGGCUCAAUUCGGUGUGAUUUUUCUUCUUUUUGCAUUGGGCCUUGAGUUCUCUAUAACGAAGCUUCGUGUUGUUCGAGCAGUUGCUGUUCUAGGUGGCCUUCUUCAGAUUUUUCUGUUUAUGUGCAUGUGUGGAAUAAUAGUUUUGUUUUGUGGUGGUAAACCUUCAGAGGGAGUUUUUGUUGGUGCUUUCCUGUCUAUGUCAUCUACUGCAGUGGUUUUGAAAUUUUUGAUGGAGAAGAAUAGUAUUAAUGCUCUUCAUGGUCAGGUCACUGUUGGGAUCCUUAUCCUGCAGGAUUGUGCAGUCGGUUUGCUAUUUGCUUUGCUUCCUGUUCUUGGCGGAAAUUCUGGCGUUCUUCAAGGAGUUGUAUCCAUGACUAAAUCGUUGGUGCUGCUAGUAACAUUUUUGUCUAUCUUGACGAUCCUUUCCCGUACUUGUGUACCAUGGUUUCUAAAGCUAAUGAUAAGCUUAUCAUCCCAGACUAAUGAACUUUAUCAAUUGGCAUCAGUGGCAUUCUGCUUACUUGUGGCAUGGUGUAGUGAUAAGCUGGGUCUGAGCCUUGAAUUGGGAUCCUUUGCUGCGGGUGUUAUGAUAGCAACAACUGAUCUUGGCCAACAUACACUUGAACAAGUUGAACCCAUUCGCAACUUUUUUGCUGCUCUCUUUCUAGCCAGCAUUGGGAUGCUAAUACAUGUUCACUUCCUGUGGACUCAUGUUGAUAUAUUACUCGCAGCUGUAUUAUUGGUGAUUGUCAUAAAAACUAUUGUGAUUGCAACUGUUGUCAAGGGAUUUGGAUACAACAAUAAAAGCUCUCUUCUUGUUGGAUUAUCUUUGGCACAAAUUGGGGAAUUUGCUUUUGUUCUUCUAAGUCGUGCUUCUAAUGUUCAUUUAGUCGAGGGAAAAAUGUAUCUCCUGCUUCUUGGUACAACAGCUCUGAGUUUGGUAACUACGCCAUUGCUUUUCAAGUUGAUUCCUGCUGUCAUACAUCUCGGCGUACUAUUGCGUUGGUUUCCACCUGAUAGUCCUAUUGAGAUUGGAUAUAAAGGAGAUACGCUACGCGCAGACAGUGCUAAGCGCAUAACUUUGAUGGUCCAAGGCUCUCAUGAUUCAUGAUAUUAACUAAAACAUGAAUCAUGCAAAUUUCAGCAUUUACCUGAUGGGCUUCUUAUACUCUGGGGGGUACAGGUACGUAAGAGAUCAAAGGGGGUCGACUGAUUCAUGUUGCCUACUUUCCGAUAGACACUGACCAGCGGGGGAACCAUCAUACCAGUUGAGAUGAAGAAAUGAGUUGAUACGAUCCAUUCAUAUGCCGACAUACUUCAAAUUUUUGAUUCAGGUCAUCUCCCAAACCUCCAAAGUUGGCAUAUAUUCUGUAACAUAAUGUCCAUUUUGUAAUGUAAUUCAUUUCUUGCUUAUAUUUUCUCUAACAAACAAUUGACCGUCUUAGUCCAAACCCUAGGGAGUCAUCUGUACCUUCGAAUAUGCAAGUUGGCCUUAAUGUAAUCAUAGCAAACCACAGAAGCACGAUAGUCUCAAUAUUUUAGUCAUAGAAUGUGUUCAUUUGAUAAUAA